Molecule: messenger RNA, 549 nt
Organism: Parastagonospora nodorum SN15
Lineage: Eukaryota; Fungi; Ascomycota; Dothideomycetes; Pleosporales; Phaeosphaeriaceae
Exons: 2
Coding region: 1-549 (182 amino acids)
Source: RefSeq, a predicted model, not a curated record
AUGGUACUGGGCCUGAUAGCGCUAGCGGGGACUAUCCCAAUGACGGCAACAGCUGUAUUAUCGCUCCAGGACAAGGCUGAGAGCACAAAAAAAGACGGCCUCAAAAACGAGUGGAAGACAGAACGAUGUCAUAUGCGGUGUCGCCCGACAGCCAAUUCGCCAAAGGACAGGAAAGAUAUCUUCGUCAACAACCACGUCGUACUACGGGAUGGGAAGCUCAACUUUGAAGGUCUGGUGUCAACCAUCUCAGACAACCCGCCACAACUGAACUGGAUAUACCUGGACCCGGAGUCUUUGCAGAUUUGGCAUGGUCUGCGUGUAGAGGCGGAGAAAGGACUGCCUGGACCAUGGGGAGCGCGAGUGUGUGCAGAUGGAGAGAUAAGAUUCCUGUGGGACAGGUGGGAAGGCUUCAUGGCUGUCGAGACGGAAGAGCAAGGACUGUGGGCUCUGUGCUUCGAUCGUCACGAUAAUGGGCUGAAAGGCAAGGUUGAGGAAGGAAAGAGGACUGUAGAGUUGGAGCUGAUACGCGUGGAAGCAGAAAAGGAAUAA